UUCACCAAGUUCCAUAAUACCCGCAAAUAAACAACAUUUAGUUCCUACAUCUGGUACAUAUCCUACGGGAUUUAAGGUAACAGGUUUUCAUUGUGGCAUCAAGAAAAAUGGGAUAAAAGAUUUAGCAUUAAUAGUUUCCGAUAGACCAUGUACUGCCGCUUCAGUAUUUACCACCAAU
Messenger RNA from Racocetra persica, 178 nucleotides. Lineage: Eukaryota; Fungi; Glomeromycota; Glomeromycetes; Diversisporales; Gigasporaceae. The record is from the annotation of a GenBank genome assembly.